Molecule: messenger RNA, 999 nt
Organism: Phytophthora sojae
Lineage: Eukaryota; Oomycota; Peronosporomycetes; Peronosporales; Peronosporaceae
Exons: 2
Source: RefSeq, a predicted model, not a curated record
UUUCAGGAGGGUUAUGUUUCUGCAACCAAGGUCCUUGGUCGAUGGUUUUACAUGCUCAAGAUCCGUCUCGUAGAUCUACAUCCGAUUUUUAAGGAGAUCGAUCUCUGUGCUAACCCUCAGCUCAAGCUGUGUCUGCGCAUCAACACGGGUCGUGUAGCUAUUAGCGGAAUACUCGUAGGCACCGGUGCUACACAGUCUAGUCAGAUAAAGCUUGACUCUACAACGAUGACCAGCGGUCAAACGUGCCCUAUCAUGAUUGCUUCGGCAGCGGCUGGAAAUCCGAUGGCUGGUAUGCUGGCUACUGGUAAUCAAAUUACGUUCGCGUUUGGUGCCAUGGGCAAUGAUUUCACUCCCACAGCUGAGGCGGCUGGAUACUUCCCGUAUCAGACGAGUCGCUUGCACAUUCCGUUCUAUCAUCUCAAGAAUCCGACCAGUAUCAUUCAGAAGCCUGGUGCUGGCUCGACUCCUGCUAAUCCAGCCGGCCAGAUCAACGCUCCGUUUGAUCUUCAUAUCUCGGGCAGCAAGAAAAAUGUGAAGUAUGUAGCAUUGCUCCCGUUCGCUGAUACUACCCAAUCGCACUUCGUACCGGCGCAUAGCACGCCUCAGUACCAGAGUCCGUUUGAUUCAGCACCUUGGUCGGUGAUGCCUGGUGCUUCCAUUCGCAAUUUCCAGGUUGCCCUAGGUAAUUCGAACGUAUUCGAUACCUCGCACGAAUUCGACUACGAAUCGUUCAUUCACGAGUUCAGCAAGCUGGGAGCUAUUAACGGCGAUUUGAGCCAGGAAAUCAGCAAUGGUUUGAUUGAUUCUAUACAGUGGAACAUGGCUCAGCGUAUUCUCGUCGCCGACUGCUCGCGACCGUCCAAGAAGGACGUACCUCAGUCGAUUCAGAUCUCCGGAACCAACGGCUCUGCCGCCGGCAUGGAUCUCCUGGCCCUGGUCGUAUACGAGCGUGAGCUUGAGAUCGAUCGUCUCACGGGAGAGGUCCACAGAACCGAUUAA